This is a messenger RNA of Betta splendens (Siamese fighting fish), 2289 nucleotides long. It is a transcript of the gene prorp, whose product is annotated as protein only RNase P catalytic subunit. Gene Ontology annotation, cellular component: mitochondrion; mitochondrial ribonuclease P complex. The coding region runs from base 316 to 2157 and encodes 613 amino acids. Lineage: Eukaryota; Metazoa; Chordata; Actinopteri; Anabantiformes; Osphronemidae. Gene Ontology annotation, biological process: mitochondrial tRNA 5'-end processing; tRNA 5'-leader removal. The transcript has 10 exons. The record is from RefSeq and is a predicted model, not a curated record. Gene Ontology annotation, molecular function: protein binding; ribonuclease P activity.
UCUCGGUAACCUUCUGCUGCUUGACGCACCUCGCUUGUGUCGCUGUCAAGCACUGAUGACGUCGAAGUGUGCGACUCCAGUCACGCUUCUUCUUCAGGUUUUGUAGCUCUGGAGACGACAGAUUUGCUUUUGACUUUGAGUAGUGAGGGCACACGCGAGUUGCUUUUAAAUGCAAUCUGUGAUAUACGCGACGCAGCUAUAGUUAAAGUCACUUCCGUUGAGCAAACAGCGAGUUUAGCUGGUUAGACUCAGUUCUAGAUUCAUGUUUGCUGUCGUAAAGCUUAGUAUUAAAUAAUAUAUCAGGCAUCAUAUAAUAUGAGCUCCCUCGUGAUACUUAAAGCGAGACGUAGCCUGAAGCCCCUACAACUUCUCUUUCACCAAGAGGGUUUCCUCACCAUUAACGCGGUUCUGUGUAAAUCAUCACAACUUCCGCCGGCUGCGCGUUUUCUGAGCAGCAGAGACUCAAAGCACAACCUGGAUGGCAGAUUGACAACCACAUGGAAGAACAGCGAGACAGAUGGACAAGGCGGAACGAAAACGAGUCCCAUCAGACAGAGAAAGAAGGAGCUGUGGGACGACACAGUGGAUGAAAAAGGAAAGAGGGCUUCUUUCUCCAAAUCUGUGUUUGCUGCAGGGACAGCAAAGAGGACGACAGAGAUGCUGAAGAAGAAAGCAAGGGUGUUGUCCAUGCUCCUCCAAGAUGAGGAGGAGCCUGAAGGGAAGCCAAAGAGAAGGGCCGGUAAGAUGCAGCCUCCCGACCGUCCGCUCUCUGUGGCUGAGUGGCGGAAUCUGAAGGAGUCUCUGGGAAAUCACCAGCACUUUGACACCAAAAUGAUGUGUGUGCUUUUCAAAUCUGGCGCAGAGCUGGAUAUUGCAAAGUCUCUACUGACUUUUGUAGCCAUGGAAACAGGGGUGCUCUCAUAUAGGCUUUUACUACACUACCUGACCCUGUGUGUGAAAGGUGACCACGACGAUGAGGUAUUUGACGUCUAUGACAUCAUGCGCGGAAGUUUCCCUUCUCUAGAUACGGGAGCCUCCAGCCUUUUUAUCAAGUCCUUCAGUAGGACCCCGAGAUGGAGGGAGGCGCUCAGCCUCCUGCAAGAGCUUAAGGUUUUUACACCGUCCCCACGCAACUACGGCGAUGUUAUUGCAGCAGCAAUAGAGCACGGUGACACGAUCACGGCCUGGGCUCUUUAUGAUGAACUACUUGAAAAGGGACUGAGCCCACACCAGGAGACCUGGAAAGCUCUGUUCGAAGGAUCAAGGAAGAUAAAUUGCAGUGACGUGAAGGAGGUGGAGAAGCUGUUGGGCAUUCUGCUGUACAUGAGGAACAACCAGAUCUAUCCCCAGCACAACCUCGUGACCAGCAUCAAAACCUGGUUUGAGAGCCUUACAGGGCAGAAAUGGACAGGAAGUUGGACCACUGCUGCCCUACAAGGCCGGUGUAGGUGUUGUGGGUCAGAAUUGGAGUCAAUUCGGCUGACGACAGAGGAGUACCAGCAGCUAAAGGACCGAGUGAUGACUGAUGUCAUUCAGGGUCAAGAUGUUUUUAACAAGACCACCCCGGAGGAACUGGAACGGUUCAAAGCGUUUGUGAAGAGGAAGCCAGCCUUUGAUGUGAUCGUAGAUGGGCUGAAUGUAGCUAAUAUUAACAAGGACAGGAGCAAGCAGUCAGAAACGUUGUUGGCUGUGGUGUCGGAGCUUGAACAUCAGGGUUUGACCGUCCUGGUGCUGGGGAGGAAACACAUGCUGUGUCCCUCCAGAUCCUGGGAGAGACACAACAUGAAUCUUAUCCAGCAAAAGGCCUAUUGCUUCUUUACUGAAAAUAUCUCGGAAGAUGAUCCCUUCCUGCUGUACGCCACGCUGCAUUCCGGAAACCACUGUCAGUUUGUGAGUAGGGACCUCAUGAGGGACCACAAGGCCUGUCUGGUCGACGAUGCCACCAGGCGCCUCUUCUUUAAGUGGCAGAGGGGCCAUCAACUGGUGGUGACUGGAUACGUGGCCCUCGGCAGGAGGGUCCGGUUUCAGAAUAUCCCCAGCUAUGACACCAUUGUCCAGACUUCAGGAGACUCGUGGCACAUUCCUUAUGAUGACACACAGGACAGAAGCACCUAUGAAGUACCACAAAAAUGGCUAUGCCUCACCAAAAAGCACUGAACACACACACACACACACACACACACACACACACACACACACACACACACACACACACACACACACACAAAAUCAUGACUCGUGUACUCAACCAUGGCCAUGGGAAAUAAAACAUUUGUCAUGAAUAAUCAA